AUGAAUCAGCUCGAAGCCAAAACAGCAGAAAUGAAUUUGGAUGAAUCUACUCUCGAGACAGGCUCUCAAGCAGACACAUCAGCAGUCCUUAUCAACCCUGAGAUGGAGAGAUCUGUGAAAAGAAAGAUUGAUGCAAUUGUCUUGCCAUUGGUUAGCCUUAUCUCAAGCUUUGGCUCCUGCGUUAGAAGCCCUAAGGAACUCAUGUUGCUUUGCUUUUGGAUGCCCGCUGAUGUCCCUUAUUCAGACCUUGACAAACAGAGUCUAAGUUAUGCCGGGGUGUUUGGAUUGAUAGAUGACCUGCAACUUCACGGCACCCAGUUCGCCUGGUUAGGGUCCAUAUUUUACGUUGGGCAGCUGGUGGCGGAGUUCCCAGCCAUGUAUUUGAUGAGCCGUCUGCCCCUUGCUAGAUUUGUAUCCUGUCUAAUCAUACUCUGGGGUGGGAUUUGCAUGUGUCUGGCAGCAGCAACCACCUUUUCAUCUUUCAUGGGUGUUCGGUUCGCCCUUGGAUUGGCCGAAGGCGCGGUCUCGCCUGCCUUCGUGACCCUCACUAGUAUUUGGUAUAAAAAAAGCGAGCAUCCUCUACGAAUCGGUCUAUGGAUCAGCUGCAAUGGACUAGCUCAGAUACUGGGUGCUUUGAUGAUGUACGGCAUCGGCCACAAUCAUAUGGCAAUUUCCAACUGGAAGGCAAUGUUCAUGGUCUGUGGAGCUAUCACGAUAUUUCUUGGGAUUUUAUUCUUUUUCAUGAUGCCAGCUGGACCUGAAUCAGCGUGGUUUCUCAAUUCUCAAGAGCGACUAAUAGCCACACAACGAUUGCAAGCGGAAACAGAGAGGAGGAGACCAAACAAAUUUCUCUAUCCCACAACUGAAAGAAACGGUCAUGGAUAUUCGAGCAUAUUUGAGCUUCCUGUUUGGUGUUCUCAUAACACUACCUUCGCCAGUAAUUGCGGUUACUCAAACUUUGAAACCAUGCUUUACACCUCACCAGCAGGUGCAGUUCAGAUUAUUUUCGUUUGGGUCGGAAUUUUUCUCUGCUACCUAUGGCCAGAUCGCCGGUGUGCUAUCAUCAUUGGUCUUACAAUCGUCCCGCUCACUGGAAUUAUACUACUGUUUGUGCUUCCAUUGUCGUCCGGGUGGGGUAUGAUUGCUGCAUCAUGGCUGGCCUCUGUCAUCUCAAACAUCUUCUCAAUUCCCCUUAGCUUGUACGCAUCCAAUACUCGUGGAAAUACCAAAAAAGCUAUUAUCAACGCUUUGUUCUUCGUCGGCUACGCCGUUGGUGCUAUAUGUGGACCACUACUCUGGAACGCUGAAAAUGCACCCAGGUAUCGUAGUGGUCUCAUAUUGGCUCUGAUCAGCUGGAUUGUGUUCAUUCCAACCGUGGCGGUUUAUUGGUCCUUAUGUGCUCAUGAGAACAAAGUCCGGUCUAUGGUGGAGAUAGACUUUUGCCAACACGUUACGGGGGCUCCCAGAAAAGAUUUGACGGACAAAGAAGAUUUAAAUUUCCGAUAUACCCUUUAA
Messenger RNA from Penicillium manginii, 1515 nucleotides. RefSeq lists its product as uncharacterized. The record is from RefSeq and is a predicted model, not a curated record. The transcript has 7 exons. Bases 1 to 1515 code for a protein of 504 amino acids. Gene Ontology annotation, biological process: allantoate transport; transmembrane transport; dipeptide transport. Gene Ontology annotation, cellular component: plasma membrane. NCBI's taxonomy places the organism in Eukaryota, Fungi, Ascomycota, Eurotiomycetes, Eurotiales, Aspergillaceae. Gene Ontology annotation, molecular function: allantoate transmembrane transporter activity; dipeptide transmembrane transporter activity.